Molecule: messenger RNA, 475 nt
Organism: Ipomoea nil (Japanese morning glory)
Lineage: Eukaryota; Viridiplantae; Streptophyta; Magnoliopsida; Solanales; Convolvulaceae
Product: protein translation factor SUI1 homolog 1-like
Exons: 5
Coding region: 114-458 (114 amino acids)
Biological process (GO): translational initiation
Molecular function (GO): RNA binding; translation initiation factor activity
Source: RefSeq, a predicted model, not a curated record
UUCCCAACCCCUUCUCGUACUAUAUUAUAUUCUUCUUUCAACAAUUCAAGAAUCCCCUCCUGCCCCCAUCUCCAGCUGUCAGCAUUUCCCUCUUCUCUGUCCAGCCAAGGUUCAUGUCUGAACUCCACAUCCACAUACCUACUGCCUUUGAUCCAUUUGCUGAUGCAAAUGCAGCUGAGAACUCAGGUGCGGGUGCAAAGGAAUAUGUUCACAUCCGCAUUCAACAGCGCAAUGGGCGGAAAAGCCUGACAACCGUACAGGGUUUGAAGAAGGAGUUCAGCUAUACCAAGAUUCUGAAAGAUCUCAAGAAAGAGUUUUGCUGCAAUGGCACUGUUGUCCAGGACCUUGAACUUGGACAGGUUAUCCAGCUCCAAGGUGAUCAGAGGAAGAAUGUCUCCACCUUCCUUGUUCAGGCUGGGAUUGUGAAGAAGGAGCAAAUCAAGAUUCAUGGUUUCUGAAUUGCAGCAAACAGGAA